CGCUCGGCGCCGCCCGCGCGCAGGGGAGUCACACCCCAUGGGCUUAUGUGAUAAAUGAGCUUCUUGGCAUAGAAGGGAAUUAAAGGAUGAUGGCUUGGACCUUUACUACAAUGUUGAAUGGAAGUGGUGAUGGCUUCAUUCCAGCGCUCCAAUAGUCAUGACAAAGUGAGGAGAAUCGUUGCAGAGGAGGGUCGCACAGCCAGAAAUCUCAUUGCCUGGAGUGUUCCGCUGGAAAGCAAAGACGACGAUGGAAAAUCUAAAUGUCAGACUGGUGGAAAGUCAAAGAGGACAAUUCAAGGCACUCACAAGACUUCGAAACAGAACACCACAGCAGACUGUAAAGUAUCCUCUACAGCUGGAGAUAAACAUUUCGAUAAAAGUCCCACGAAAACAAGGCACCCUCGCAAAAUUGAUCUGAGGGCCAGAUACUGGGCGUUUCUUUUCGACAAUCUUCGCCGGGCAGUAGAUGAGAUCUACGUGACCUGUGAAUCGGAUCAGAGUGUGGUGGAAUGUAAGGAGGUGCUAAUGAUGCUGGAUAACUAUGUCAGAGAUUUCAAAGCAUUGAUUGACUGGAUUCAACUUCAGGAGAAGCUAGAGAAGACAGAUGCGCAAAGCAGACCGACUUCAUUGGCAUGGGAAGUAAAGAAGAUGUCUCCAGGACGUCAUGUGAUUCCAAGUCCAUCAACGGACAGAAUAAAUGUGACCUCGAAUGCUCGAAGAAGCUUAAAUUUUGGGGCUUCACCUGGCACCGUGGCUGCCCCCCGUCUGGCUCCCGCAGGUGUUAGCUGGGCUGACAAAGUAAAGGCUCAUCACACAGGGUCCACGGCUCCUUCCGACGUAGCGCCUGCACAGUCUCGCCCGCCAGUGACAGUGCCGAAGACUUCCUGCACAAAUGAACGGAAAGAUGCUGAAGGAUGGGAGACUGUUCAGAGAGGAAGGCCUGUUCGUUCACGGUCAACAGUGGUGAUACCAAGAGUUUCAACACAGGCAUUAAGGUCAAAGGAUGACAGUGACAAAGAAAAUGUACGUCUGUUACCAGACGAAGGCAUCCGGAAAGGAGAAUUGAUUGGAGACGGACCUUCCAGUUCUGUAGAAGUUCGGCCCAAAGACUCACUGCCUUCCUGUGACCACCCUCUGGCUGAAAGAACCCAGUUCACAUCGAGUACAUUGGAUGACACCAAGAACUCUGGCAGUAGUAUCUCACAAGACAGUUCUGUGCGAAGUUCUGAAAUGCCUGCUGUUCACGUGGACACAGAGUGUGUCUUAGUUACUCCGCGAGAUGACACACCUCCUCUGCACCCCGAUGAAGAACGGUUUUCUGUGGAGAAAGCAAGGACAGAGAGUGACAUGGACUCUUCAGACAUUUCAAAUGUGAGUGCUGCUAACCUGUCCAUGGCAGAGGUUCUUGCUAAGAAGGAGGAGCUAGCAGAUCGCCUGGAAAGGGCCAAUGAGGAGGCCAUCGCCAGUGCUAUUGCCGAAGAGGAGCAGCUAACUAGAGAGAUCGAAGCUGAAGAAAACAAUGAUAUUAAUAUCGAAACUGACAACGACAGUGAUUUUUCUACCAGCAUGGGCAGUGGAAAUGUAUUUUUCUGUGGUAUGUCUAUGGACUGGAGCGAUGUCCUAGCAGAUUAUGAAGCUCGAGAGUCCUGGCGCCAGAACACAUCCUGGGGGGACAUCGUGGAGGAGGAGCCCGCGCGGCCUCCUGGACAUGGGAUUCACAUGCACGAGAAGCUUUCCUCCCCCUCUCGUAAGAGGACAAUUGCAGAGUCUAAGAAGAAACAUGAAGAGAAACAAAUGAAGGCACAGCAGCUGAGGGAAAAGUUACGUGAAGAGAAAACAUUGAAGCUUCAGAAAUUGCUAGAAAGGGAAAAAGAUGUCCGGAAGUGGAAGGAGGAGCUGCUGGACCAGCGGCGCAGGAUGAUGGAGGAGAAGCUGCUUCAUGCUGAGUUCAAACGAGAAGUGCAGCUACAAGCAAUUGUUAAAAAAGCCCAAGAGGAAGAAGCUAAGGUAAAUGAGAUCGCCUUCAUCAACACCCUGGAAGCUCAGAAUAAACGCCAUGACGUUCUAUCGAAGUUGAAGGAAUAUGAGCAGAGGCUUAACGAGUUACAGGAGGAGCGUCAGCGGAGACAGGAAGAGAAGCAGGCCCGUGAUGAAGCUGUUCAGGAGCGUAAGAGAGCACUGGAGGCAGAGCGGCAGGCCCGCGUGGAAGAACUGCUGAUGAGGAGGAAAGAGCAGGAAGCGCGCAUCGAGCAGCAUCGGCAGGAAAAGGAGAGAGCCCGGGAGGACGCGGCCAGGGAGAGAGCCAGGGACAGGGAAGAGCGGCUGGCCGCCCUCACUGCCGCUCAGCAGGAGGCCAUGGAGGAGCUGCAGAAAAAGAUCCAGCUCAAGCACGAUGAAAGCAUCCGAAGGCACAUGGAACAGAUGGAGCAAAGAAAAGAGAAAGCUGCAGAGUUCAGCAGUGGACGGCACGCCAACACGGACUAUGCCCCUAAGCUGACCCCUUACGAGAGGAAGAAGCAGUGUUCUCUGUGCGGUGUCCUGAUCUCUUCGGAGGUGUACCUGUUCAGCCAUGUCAAAGGCAGGAAGCACCAGCAGGCCGUGCGAGAGAGCAGCAGCAUCCAGGGGCGGGAGCUCUCAGACGAGGAGGUGGAGCACCUUUCGUUGAAGAAGUACAUUAUUGACAUUGUGGUCGAAAGCACAGCCCCCGCAGAGCCUCUCAGAGAUGGAGAAGAGCGGCAGAGAAGUAAAAGGAAAGCCAAGAAGAUAAAGGCCCGCAUGAACUCCAGGGCCAAGGAGUACGAACGUCUGAUGGAAGCAAAAGGCUCCGGCUCCGACUCACCCCACAAGGCCAAGCUUCAGCGAUUAGCCAAAGAUCUCCUGAAGCAACUGCAGGUCCAAGACAGUGGGUCGUGGGCAAACAAUAAGGUUUCUGCAUUGGAUCGGACCCUAGGAGAGAUUGCUAGAAUAUUGGAAAAAGAGAACGUGGCCGACCAGAUCGCAUUCCACGUGGCCGGUGGAUUGACAGCCCUAGAACACAUUCUCCAAGGCGUGGUCCCAGCUGCAAAUAUGAGCACAGCUUCACGAGUUCCUCCGAAGUCUCUCUGCAAUGCAAUCAAUGUUUACAACCUCACCUGCAAUAACUGUUCAGAAAACUGCACCGAUGUUCUGUUUAGUAACAAGAUUACCUUCUUAAUGGACCUCCUGAUACACCAGUUGACGGUUUAUGUUCCAGAUGAAAAUAAUGCUGUUUUGGGAAGAAAUACAAAUAGGCAAGUUUUUGAAGGCUUGACAAUGGGACUUCUGAAAGUCAGUGCUGUGGUUUUUGGCUGCCUGGUUGCCAGUCGACCAAAUGGAAACAGCCAGCCCGCUGCACCGAAAAACGCUACAGAGGAAAUGAAAAACAGACCCUCGCAAGGUGAUGCUUUCAACAGUCGCGUUCAGGACCUCAUCAGCUACGUGGUAAGCGCCGGGCUGAUCGACAAGCUGUGCGGCUGCUUCCUAUCGGUGCAAGGACCGGUGGAGGAGAGCCCCAGGCUGGCCGCCCUGCUGCAGCACGCCACGGGACUCCUGCAGGGCGCCUGCGCGCUGUGCUGGGCCGUCACCGCCAGGUCGUACAGCGUGUUUGACAAUAACCGCCAGGACCCCACGGGACUGACAGCUGCGCUUCAGGCCACGGACCUCGCUGGAGUUCUGCACAUGCUCUACUGCGUGCUCCUCCACGGCGGUGUCUCGGACCCCACCACUGCCAGCCCCAAGGAGACCUACUCCCAGAACACCGUGCAGGUGGCCAUCCAGAGUCUGCGUUUCUUCAACAGCUUUGCAGCUCUCGACCUGCCCGCUUUCCAGUCCGUCCUAGGGGCCGAGGGCCUGUCCCUUGCGUUCCGGCACAUCGCCAGCUCCCUCCUGGGCCACUGCAGCCAGGUCUCCUGCGAAAGCCUGCUCCACGAGGUCAUCGUCUGCGUGGGUUACUUCACUGUCAACCACCCCGAUAACCAGGGCAUCGUGCAGUCGGGCCGCCACCCCACGGUGCUGCAGCGGCUGGCGCAGCUGCCCUUCCAGUACUUCAGCGACCCCCGGCUGGUCAGGGUGCUGUUCCCCGCCCUCAUCGCCGCCUGUCACAACAACCGGCAGAACAAGGCCGCCCUGGAGCAGGAGAUGAGCUGCGCCCUGCUGGCCACGUUCAUCCAGGACUUCGCGCAGACUCAAGGUCAGGCGGAUCACCGGUCUCACCAGCCCAAAGGAAAAUGCCUUGGGUCCCAAGACUACCUGGAGCUGGCUAACAGGUUUCCUCAGCAGGCCUGGGAAGAAGCACGACAGUUUUUCUUAAAAAAAGAAAAAUAAAAAAUGUUUUGGUUGGUUCUGUGUUUGAGUGCCCUCAUUAAUAAUUUAAGUUGUUCAAGCAAACGUUCUAAUUGUUCCUUGAGAACCUCGUUUCAUGUGCACCCCACUCCUGACUGGAGGUAUGCUGACCUAUUUAUAGGCUGCAGAUCCUCUCCUGGUCUGCUUGCCAAGUCUGUACAUUGAGUUUAUUUCAUUUUUGCACAGAACUUUGCGUUUUGGUAACUUCCGUCUUAUAAUAUG
Messenger RNA from Molossus molossus (Pallas's mastiff bat), 4581 nucleotides. It is a transcript of the gene SCAPER, whose product is annotated as S-phase cyclin A associated protein in the ER. Bases 118 to 4341 code for a protein of 1407 amino acids. Lineage: Eukaryota; Metazoa; Chordata; Mammalia; Chiroptera; Molossidae. The record is from RefSeq and is a predicted model, not a curated record. The transcript has 33 exons. Gene Ontology annotation, molecular function: zinc ion binding; nucleic acid binding.